AGAUAUGGGAAAUAGUCAAAGAGUUCUCAUACUUUGAGUCAAAUAUUGAUUGGAGUGGAGAAUGCAGUCAAGAAAGAAGACUAGGAUUGGGAAGGACCUCCCUCCACUAUCAAACAUUUCUUACAGUAGAGUUCUUCCUAAUGUUUAGGUGGAAUCUCUUUCCUUAUAGCUGGACCAAAGGAGGAGAUGUGUUAACAACAGGCAAAGGAAGCUGACUCCAAAGAGGAGGCUGGCCUUUUCUGUUUGGCUUAAUUUUUUUUGCAAGGUGUUGCUGUUUAAUGCAAGAGCUGUUGCUGCGGAUCUUAUUAUUUUUGCAACGUGCAAUUUCCCCAUUUUUUAAAAAAAUAAAUUAAAUAUAUAUAUAUUUUGUUUUGUUGAAGAUGAGAUGGAUGAGAAAACUGAGGAAACUGUGAUCUUAAGCAAGAAUAAAGUGGACCAUCCCUGGUGAGAAAUGAAUCGCUGCCGGCAGAGUUUUCGAGCAUCCCCUUCCAAGCAGAGUUUUAGAGCAUCCUCAUCCAAGCAAGUGAGAGAGAUGAGGACAAAGUCAGCGAGUCCACAGUGGUUGAAAGGAUGCCUACAACCAGGGCCAGGAGACUUGGAAUGGGAGGAGGCUUCUGACAGUAGCUCAGUAGUCUUUAUUGAGGAGCAGGGAGAUGUUGGAUGUGUGUCCGAUUUAGUGGUUGAUGGAGAGAUCUCUGCCCAGAUGCAGGCCACCAUAGAGAAACGAUCCUUGAUGGAAGAAACAGAGGUUUUUCUUUAUCCAGAGAGUCCUCAACCAAAGAUUGAGCUCCCAGCAGAAGAAUCCGAGGAGGUUGCUUACCAAAGACAAGGUUGCGAAGAAGCUGAAGUGGUCCUCUGUCCAGAGGCAGCUUGGAUAAAUCAGGAUUCUGAGGAGGAGGAAAUUGGAGACUUUAGCUAUGAUGCUGGAUCUCCACUUGGGGUUGAAUCUGAGAUGAUUUUUGACCCAGAGGGAUCCAGUGAAAAGGAACCAGAAGAGGUCUCUUACUGGGGGCAACCUGCUAUGGAGGAAGCACACAUUGGGGGAGAUUCUGAGUCAGUUGUUGAUCAGAAUGGUUCUCCUUUAAGGGCAGGAUCUAGUGGGGAAGAAUGUGCAGAAAUCCACUCUCAUCAGAGAGUUUUUCCUAGGAAUGGACCUGAAAAGGAGGCAAUUGACGCAUGGGCCAUGCCUGUACAGGAGCUAGUUGUUGAACAACGGCCACCCAAGCCACGCCAUAUCUGUAGCGAGUGUGGACGUAGCUUGGCCAGCCACUCGGCCCUCGUCCGCCAUUGCCUCAUCCACACAGGAGAACUGCCUUAUGAAUGCCCAGAGUGUGGGCGUCGCUUCCGACAGUCCUCUGCCCUUGUCCGCCACAUUCGGGCCCAUCGAGGUGAGCGCCCAUAUGUUUGUGGUGAGUGUGGUAAAGCAUUUGGUGUCAGGUCAGCAUUGGUUCGCCAUCAGCGGGCACUGCACACAAGCGAGAGGCCUUAUGUAUGCGCUGAGUGUGGGAAGGCCUAUGCAGACCUUUCCAUCUUGACGAAACACCAGUUGAUUCACAUCAAUGGUCGGCCAUUUUCUUGUCCUGAUUGUGGCCAGUCUUUUGGGCAUCGCACCACCUUGACGCAACACCGACGCAUCCAUACAGAGGAGCGGCCAUACCGUUGCACAGAAUGUGGGCAGACUUUCCGGCAGAACUCGGCCCUGGCCAACCACCGCCAAGUCCAUUCGGGCAGACGUCCCUUUUCUUGUCAGUACUGUGGCAAAACUUUUGCGGGCAGACCUACUCUAGUCCAACAUCUCCGGACCCACACGGGGGAAAAGCCGUACAGUUGCCCGGAGUGUGGUCGCCAGUUCAGCACCAGUUCCAACCUCCUGCAGCACCGGAGAAACCACCUUGGCGAACGGCCCUUCACCUGCUCCUUGUGCGGCCGGUGUUUUGCCCGGCGGCCUGACUUGGCUCGGCACUAUGUCACGCAUGCUGAAGGCAGUGUCAGGCCUCAUCGCUGUGGGGAAUGUGGGAGGCGCUUUGUGGAGCUGGCAGACUUGGAGCAACACCAAGCCACCCACCGUGGAGAGCGGCCCUACGUCUGCAGCUACUGUGGCAAAUCUUUCAUGGAGGCUGCCACCCUGGCUCGCCACCGGCGGUCACAUCUUCCCACAACCGAGCAGGGCUACAAGUGUGAGGAAUGCGGGCAGACCUUUGGGCAGAGCUCUGACCUCUUGGCCCAUGGACGAGUCCAUAGCGGGGAGCGGCCAUAUGCUUGUGUGGACUGUGGCAAAGCCUUUGGCCGCAGCUCCAACCUUUCUCGCCACCGACGGGUGCACACCCAUGAGCGCCCCUAUGUCUGUGGGGACUGUGGGAAGAGCUACACCCAAAGCACCCACCUCAUGGAGCACCAGAGGCAGCACACAGGCGAACGGCCCUAUGAAUGUGCAGACUGUGGACGGUCCUUUGGCAAGAAGGGGCACCUGGACUCUCACCGGCGUGUCCAUCAGCUCUUGCCAGGAUCCCCUGAGAAGGAUGAUGAAUCCCUUGUGGAAUGUGCUGAUUCUGGCAGUCCACAGAAUAUAUGAAAGAGCUGAGCGGGCAAGAGACUGGAGUAGGGUGGGUGGGCUGAGGGGUUACAGCAAGGCCUAGUUUCAGCAUGACUUAGCCCAUAAAACUCUUCUACAUGCCACAGUCCUGCCGUAUAGUGAUCAAAAACAUGCACAGAGUUCCUUACCAUGGGGGCCCAGUGAAAUGCCUCACUGUCAUUCAUAUAUCUAACAACAAAGGGGAAAAUAUUCUGGGUCAGAAGGCAAUCAAGUGUGAAUUGCUAUAACAUUAGAAAUUUUCUUGAGUGGUAAUCCAUAAACUCAGUGUGAAACAUAGACUUCCUAACAGCUGGAAAAGGUGGUUAUUUAAAAGGAAUGUUUGACCACUAGAUUCCUCAUUCCUCCAAGAACGAGCAAAUUCUGCUCCCCUGUUUCUAUUCUGAUUCCUUUAGUUCCAAAUUAAGUGGAAAAAGCUGUAGUUCAAGUCUUCCAUCUCCGAGAUGUUUCAUCCUGUGUAUCUCAUCCCGAAAAGUUGGGUCUCAGUAGCCGGAUAUCAAAUGCUGUCCUGCAAAGAACUCUUCCUCUACCUCACCACCUUUGCUUUGCUUUAAUUCUGCAAAUAAGAGAGAAUAAUGUCCUUGUUAUACUGUAUAUUCAAUAAGAGUCUGAGGAUUUGCUUCUCUGUGUGUGUGAGACAGAGACACUCUGUGAUUGUUUGAAAUUCUCAUUCAAGGAAGCAGUGAAAGUAUAUACAUAUAAAAAAAAUCUUACAUUUGAGUGGCAU
Molecule: messenger RNA, 3317 nt
Organism: Sceloporus undulatus (fence lizard)
Lineage: Eukaryota; Metazoa; Chordata; Lepidosauria; Squamata; Phrynosomatidae
Product: zinc finger protein 345-like
Exons: 3
Coding region: 452-2572 (706 amino acids)
Biological process (GO): negative regulation of transcription by RNA polymerase II
Molecular function (GO): DNA-binding transcription repressor activity, RNA polymerase II-specific
Source: RefSeq, a predicted model, not a curated record